Mesitornis unicolor (brown roatelo) is the source of this 1806-nucleotide messenger RNA. RefSeq names its product plastin 3 (gene PLS3). The coding region runs from base 22 to 1806 and encodes 594 amino acids. Gene Ontology annotation, cellular component: actin filament bundle; cytoplasm; actin filament. Gene Ontology annotation, biological process: actin filament bundle assembly; actin filament network formation. The transcript has 15 exons. The record is from RefSeq and is a predicted model, not a curated record. Lineage: Eukaryota; Metazoa; Chordata; Aves; Mesitornithiformes; Mesitornithidae. Gene Ontology annotation, molecular function: actin filament binding; calcium ion binding.
GGUACUCCUUAAAUUCAUGAGAUGGCCAACACCGUGCAGAUCUCCAAAGAUGAGCUGGAGGAACUCAAGGAGGCCUUUGCCAAAGUUGACCUCAACAGCAACGGGUUCAUCUGUGACUAUGAGUUGCAUGAGCUCUUCAAGGAAGCCAACCUGCCUCUCCCUGGUUACAAAGUGAGAGAGAUCAUCCAGAAGCUCAUGAUCGACGGUGACAAGAAUAAAGAUGGGAAGAUUAGUUUUGAAGAGUUUGUAUACAUUUUCCAAGAGGUGAAAAGCAGCGACAUCGCCAAAACGUUCCGAAAAGCAAUUAACAGGAAGGAAGGAAUCUGUGCGAUCGGGGGGACCUCGGAGCUCUCCAGCGAAGGGACACAGCACUCCUACUCAGAGGAAGAAAAAUAUGCCUUUGUAAACUGGAUAAACAAAGCCCUGGAAAAUGAUCCCGACUGUAGGCACGUUAUUCCAAUGAACCCAAAUACAGAUGACCUGUUCAAAGCUGUGGGAGAUGGGAUUGUGCUAUGCAAAAUGAUCAAUCUUUCUGUCCCAGACACGAUUGAUGAAAGAGCAAUUAACAAGAAGAAACUCACACCGUUCAUAAUUCAGGAGAACCUGAACCUGGCAUUGAAUUCUGCAUCCGCCAUUGGGUGUCAUGUUGUCAACAUUGGUGCAGAGGACUUGAGGGAAGGGAAACCCCACCUGGUCCUUGGGCUUCUCUGGCAGAUCAUUAAGAUUGGCUUGUUUGCUGACAUCGAGCUCAGCAGAAAUGAAGCACUGGCUGCCUUACUUCGUGAUGGUGAAACUCUGGAGGACCUUAUGAAACUAUCCCCAGAAGAGCUGCUCCUAAGAUGGGCCAACUUCCACUUGGAAAAUGCAGGCUGGCACAAAAUCAAUAACUUCAGCUCAGAUAUCAAGCUUACAGAUUUUGGUAAUUCAGUAAAGGAUUCCAGAGCUUAUUUCCACCUCCUCAAUCAAAUUGCACCCAAAGGGCAGAAAGAAGGAGAGCCUCAGAUUGAUAUUAACAUGUCAGGUUUCAAUGAGAAGGAUGACUUGCGGAGAGCGGAGUACAUGCUUCAGCAGGCAGAUCGACUUGGCUGCCGGCAGUUUGUCACACCAGCUGAUGUGGUCAGCGGUAAUCCCAAACUGAACUUGGCCUUCGUUGCCAACCUAUUCAACAAGUACCCAGCACUUACCAAGCCUGAAAACCAGGACAUUGACUGGACCCUACUGGAAGGAGAGACGCGUGAGGAACGGACCUUCCGCAACUGGAUGAACUCCCUUGGUGUGAACCCCCACGUAAAUCACCUCUACGGCGAUCUCCAGGAUGCACUGGUAAUACUACAGUUAUAUGAAAAGAUCAAAGUUCCUGUUGACUGGAAUAAGGUUAACAAGCCUCCGUACCCGAAGCUUGGAGCAAAUAUGAAAAAGCUAGAAAACUGUAACUAUGCUGUAGACUUGGGAAAGCAUCCAGCUAAAUUCUCCCUGGUUGGCAUUGGAGGACAGGAUCUGAAUGAUGGGAACCCAACGCUGACCCUGGCCUUAGUCUGGCAGUUGAUGAGAAGGUACACGCUGAAUGUUCUCGAGGACCUGGGUGAUGGUCAGAAAGCUAACGAUGACAUUAUAGUCAGCUGGGUAAACCAGACCCUGAAAGAAGCUGGCAAGUCCACCUCCAUCCAGAACUUCAAGGACAAGACUAUCAGCACAAGCUUGGCAGUUGUGGAUUUAAUUGAUGCUAUACAGCCUGGUUGUAUCAACUAUGACCUUGUAAAGACUGGUCAUCUGUCGGAAGAUGACAAACAAAAUAAUGCUAAGUAA